Coffea arabica (coffee) is the source of this 738-nucleotide messenger RNA. RefSeq names its product pectinesterase 1-like. Gene Ontology annotation, biological process: negative regulation of catalytic activity. Gene Ontology annotation, molecular function: enzyme inhibitor activity. Lineage: Eukaryota; Viridiplantae; Streptophyta; Magnoliopsida; Gentianales; Rubiaceae. The record is from RefSeq and is a predicted model, not a curated record.
AUGGACUCCAUCAACUUCUUCAAGGGCUAUGGCAAAGUAAACAAUCCAGCCGGAAAUCAACAACCAGCUUCCAACAGACGACGUCGUAUCCUCUUAGCUGCUUCCCUCGCCGUUUUCUUGACCAUCGUACUCGGCGCAAUGAUUGGAGCCUUAAUCUACGAGUCAGCCACCGAGCCUCCGGAGUCGGAAGAAGAGCAACUCCCCGCUUCGGACUCGGGCGAGUCACUCAAGACCGUGUGCGCCGUGACUCAGUAUCUCGACUCGUGCAUCAACUCGAUCUCUGCUCUCAACGACCCGCCCAAAUCCGACCCGGUUCACUUCUUCAACCUGUCUCUCCAGGUCAGCCAGAGGGAGCUCGCCAGCCUCGCUUCUCUUCCCAAGACCCUAAUCUCCAAGUCGAACGACCGGCGGGCCGAGUCGGCAUUGAAGGACUGCGUUAAUCUGUUCGACGACUCGCUGAGUCAACUCAACAGGUCGGCCGAGUUGAUGAAGGUGGCGGUGGUGGGCCCGGCGGAGAAGCUGUUGACGGAGAUGAGGAUCAGUGAUAUGCAGACGUGGAUUAGCGCUGCGAUGACGGAUCAGGAUACUUGCCUUGACGGGCUUGAUGAGAUGGGGUCGACGGUGGUUGAUGAGCUCAGAACGCGGGUGCACAAGUCUAGCGAGUACAUGAGCAUCAGCUUAGCAAUUCUCAACAACCUGAAAAGUCUUGUUGAGAAGUUUGGUCUGAAAAUGCCUUAA